Messenger RNA from Mizuhopecten yessoensis (Yesso scallop), 1330 nucleotides. RefSeq lists its product as uncharacterized. Gene Ontology annotation, molecular function: protein binding. The record is from RefSeq and is a predicted model, not a curated record. The transcript is spliced from 4 exons. The coding region runs from base 166 to 828 and encodes 220 amino acids. Lineage: Eukaryota; Metazoa; Mollusca; Bivalvia; Pectinida; Pectinidae.
AACGAUAAUACGAGCAUAGUUAUCUGCCUAACGCCAUGCAUUAGUGCAAAGAAUAGGACUGUGCCACCUAAAAACACGCUCGGCUGAGAACAAUGUAAAGUGUUCACAUCAGAUGAAAUAAUUUGUACUGGGCCCUAUUGCUGCUGGAUCCCAGACUUAUCAACGAUGGAGAAAUGUCACAUCAUUUGUUUGAUGUUUUGUGUAUUUAUCAGUGUCCAAGGCUUCCGUGACACGGUUCCGCUGGUUAAUAUGGAAGAUCACUGUGACGAGCAUUUCUUCGUUGAUCCCUCCCUAAGGUUGCGCGCCAGCCGUGGGAAUGUGCUGAACUCCAUGCCACGUUGUCCUCUGUUCCUUAUGUCAAAUACGGCUCACGCUCGUCUGAUGGUACUGGUCAGACACGUCGACCUUCCUUGUAACGGCGCCAUACUUCAGGCCUUUGACAGUCUCGAUACCAACCCAACACAACAACUGCAUGGGACAGGGAAUGGUUUGUGUGGCUCCCUCAACAACACCAUCCCGUACACAUCACACGACGAGGCGGUGACGCUCAUGCUCACUACAUAUACUAGAGUUCCGGGCGCAGUGGAUAUACUAGUCACUUCUUUCUCAGAAAAACAUGCAUGCACGACCGACAUGUUCCAGUGCGGUAACAACCGCUGUGUGGACCAGAGACUGUGCUGUGACGGUGACGACAGUUGUGGGGACCAAUCCGACGAGGAACAGUGUAACGGGACGGGCGUAAUGAUGACGUCAUCAACCACACUCCUCAUCAGUCUGGUCGCAAUCGGCAUAUCAAAAUUAUUACCAAGUUGUAUUUUGGAAGGGUGAAAUUUAGUAGGAUCUUUCUUCAACUUCCAACACAUGAGAUACAGACCCGGCAUCCUAACCGUGGUCAUCCGUAUAUGGCGAGGAUAGGUACAGUGUAUAACGACAUGUACAGGAUCUACAUGAUGCGGGACGAUAUUGCUAGAGGUUUUUUCCGAAAUACUGAUAAUCUUGAAAUUGUAUUGAUAUUCGUGUACGUACUGUUUGUAUGUUCUACUAUUGAAUAGAUAUCCUUAGUUCCGCUUUUUAUAUAUUUGUAUAGCGCAAAUGGACUGUUUAUAUAUAUAUAUAUAUGUGUGUGUGGUCGUAAGGGGAUUACAGGGGAGGAUAGCGCACUCCCCUUCCACAAAGAUCGGACGUAAAACAAGUACGGGGUCACCUGCCCAAAAACGUGGGUUUUCGCCGGGAACUCCGGUUUUUCGUAUCUUCUGUGUGCUACCAUACGGGCCAACAAGAGUGAUAAUUUUUGUAAAAUAAAAUUACAUAUAUAUAUAUGUGAAUAAAU